AUAAGUUUUAUAUUUUUUUAUUUAGGUUUUAUAAAUAAAUUAAAUUAAACAUGACGUUAAAAUUGUAUUAUGAUCUUAUGUCCCAACCUUCACGAGCUCUAUAUAUAUUAUUAAAGGCUACUGGAUGCAAUUUUGAAUCGAAGUAUGUGGAUUUGCGCAAAGGUGAACAUUAUUCUGAGGGAUAUUCAAAUAUUAACAGACUACAAAAGGUACCUGUGAUUGAUCAUGAUGGCUUUCUACUCACUGAAAGUGUUGCUAUAGUCAAUUAUUUAUCCCGAGAAGGUUUAAUACCGGAGACCCUGUACCCAAAAGACAGUAAGACCCGUGCCUUAGUUCAGGAGUACCUGGAGUGGCAGCAUACUGGCCUGAGACUGCAUUGUGCUAUGUACUUUAGAGUAAAGUACAUGGAUCCCAUUCUAUUUGGACGGAAUCCAACUGAAGAGCAGAUAAACGGCUACAAGCAGCGAAUGGAUUUUGCAUUACAACUGUUUGAGACGAAAUGGUUGGGAAGAGGCACUGAUUUUAUUGUGGGGAAUUCUAUUACGGUCGCAGAUCUAUGGGCAGCGUGCGAACUGGAGCAACCAAGAAUGGCUGGUUUUGAUUACACAGAUAAUUAUCCUAAUAUAGUAACUUGGUGGGCUAAAGUGAGACAGUACUUUGACCCACAUUAUUAUGAUGCUCAUGUUAUUUUAAAUAAAAUUGUAAUGAAACAACAAAAAAUGUCAAAAUUGUAAUGUACUUUGUAAGUUUUUUUACCACACAGAAAUUUUUUAAAAGAUUAAAAAUAUUGGGUAGUUGUAAUGUUUGUUAUACUCCGUAUAUGUGAAUGAAGUUAAAGUUAUAACUUAGACUUAGUUUUAACUUUUACUGUCAAAGUUAUAGUAGAUAUAUUAAUGUUAUGGGACUAUUAAUAAAUAUUAAAAAAAUUCUAUUUAAAAAUUUAAUGUUGGUAAGUCUUCAAAAGCUUGUACUUGUUCUUUAAAUGAUUCCAGUGUUGCCAAAGGUCAAUGUAUUUUAAGUCAAUUUGAUUUAUUUAUUAAUGAGAUCUAGAAGAAAUACUUAUUUAAGUGCUUAAAAAUUCAUAGCCACCUAUCUGGUUAUUGUGUACCUUAUUUGUUAUUUGAGGGGUAAUCUUUAAAAGAUACCCUGACAUGUACCCUGCCUUCUGGGGACAAACAGGGUUAUGUGGGUUGCACACUAAACUGCCUCAGUGGCCAUCCUCAAGUGACGCAGGUUCCGGGAUCUCUAAAGAACACCGGAAACAGGAUAUUGUGUACCUAGAAUAAGCUACAAGCCUUAUUUAAUUAGUUUAUACGAUGAAAAGGUUUAUUUUUUUAUUUUUAUAUUUAUGGGAUA
Papilio polytes (common Mormon) is the source of this 1356-nucleotide messenger RNA. RefSeq names its product glutathione S-transferase theta-1-like (gene GSTt1). The coding region runs from base 51 to 734 and encodes 227 amino acids. NCBI's taxonomy places the organism in Eukaryota, Metazoa, Arthropoda, Insecta, Lepidoptera, Papilionidae. The transcript is spliced from 5 exons. Gene Ontology annotation, molecular function: glutathione transferase activity. The record is from RefSeq and is a predicted model, not a curated record. Gene Ontology annotation, biological process: glutathione metabolic process. Gene Ontology annotation, cellular component: cytoplasm.